AAGUCAGUUUUUAUGUCGGAUAUACAGAAUAUACAAAUAAUGUAAUUAAAAAAUCAUGCUCCUGCGGAAAAGCGGUGAGGUCAAAGUCACGUGGCAUCUGCAGCCAAUUACCGUGAUGAAUUCUUCCUACUUCUAAGCGCGUGUUGCCUCCGUUCUUCGACGUCAACUCGAGAGUUCAGUGAAGAAACGAGCCGAAGAAAUGGCGGAUCGAGAGGUGCAGAGUCAGAUUUCUUCGAGUGGGAUACGAAUCCGAAACGAAGAAAACGAAGAAAUUAUUAUAUCAGAAGCUCAGUUAAAUAAAGUUCUGAACAGGCAAUUGGAACUUCUCAUUACAUAUGUUGAAAGUUCGAAAGUACUGUUUAUGCCGUAUCGAAUCGAGACCAUCAGACAAUUCGUUAAUUAUGUACAGACGGACGAUCCCGGAUUGACAUCUAUUACACACGCAUUCGAUCUCUAUAAAUUGAGUUUAAGAUACGAGUUAGAUAAUUUAAGACUGAAAUGCAGAUCAUUUAUCAUCCAGCAAAUAAAUCUUCAUACCGUCUGUGCAAUCCACGAUUUUGCACGUGAGAUCGGUGAUCUGCUCAUAACUUACUAUUGCUGGCAAGCUUUCGACAAACACGGAGAAAGACUAUUUGCAACAGUCGACUUUAUGUGCUGUAAAAUUGCAACAAUUGAUAGACUGCUAUCUCGAGCGAUAUAUGAAUCUGUCAGUGAAGUGCGUUUAUUCGAAGCCGUGUAUGACUGGAGCAUAGAAGAAAUUAAAAGAAAAUUGGGUGCCUGCUGCUUCCUUUCGAUGAAUGAAAAAUCGAAAAGAAAUGAAAUAAGAAAUGUUAUGAAUCUAUUUAUUGGAAAAGUCAGAUUUCUUGCCAUGAAUGAAAACGAAUUGCAACGUUUUGUUUUUAAAAUGAACUUGUUAAGCGAAUUAGAAAAAAGUCAUAUCUGGCAUGCUUUUAAGUAUAAUUAUUAUUCCUUGUAUCCCAGUUACUUCAGUCGAGAAACAAAAACCAGAAGCAGAAAAAAUUAUUAUAGCUUUUUCUCAUACAUAAAUCGUGGAGAUCCUUUUAUGGUCGCAAACAGAAAUAUGAAAGAUCACAGAUAUUUUAGCAGCGAAGUAGUUGUGAGGGAAGAUUGUUACGUUACGGCUCUUCGAUUUCCGAUUAAGCUUCGCGAAUGUUUUUCAAUGUUCGUAUACGGGUAUAUUAAUAAGAAUUUGGACAACGAACAGUUUUCGUUUGAAACCGUUUGCAAUUCAGACGGAGUAGCAUAUCUGCAAACGACUUUGUAUCUAGAAAAAUCUUGGAAAAUUCGUUUCUUUGCUUACUUUUUCCGAGCUGAAAAUGUCCAACCCGAUAUCGAGUUUUUACCUGAACUGAGUUACUUUGUGAGCGACGAGGAAACAGAUGCUAGGAAAUUUGAAGACAAAAUUUUAACCUGUGACAGAAACCUUAUGAAUAAUAUUUACUUUUCGGUUGAUUUAUAUUUUUGAAGUCAAAAGUUUUCCUGGAAACAAGUGAAAUUCAAACGAGAAUAUAAAGUUUAUUCGAAUAUGAUUAUUUCUUACUGUAUCAAUGUAAAAUUUCCGCAAAACGUGUGUGUACGUGAACGGGAUAACGAAUUUUAUUGGGUUUACAAAAAACAAAAUUUUAAUUUAAAGUGCCUAUUAAUGUAAUUUUUUCUGAAAAAAUAUAUUGUCAUUAUUUGUGUUUUUUUUAAUUCAAAAUUCAGUAUAAGCAAAUAUAUCAUCAUCAAGAACGUUUAUAAUUGUCAGUAUUUUUAUGAUACAUACGUGAGUGAUUUUACUUUUUAUUGUAGUAGAUGUCCGAGAAAUAAAUAUAAUUACAAUCUUACAGCAUUAAUCUUUUCAUAUUCUUAUCGUCAUUAACAUGAAGGAAGAAAAGUUAAGACUAGAAUUUUUGUCUAAAUGUAAAAGCUAUUCG
This is a messenger RNA of Centruroides sculpturatus (bark scorpion), 1937 nucleotides long. RefSeq lists its product as uncharacterized. Gene Ontology annotation, cellular component: cytosol. Gene Ontology annotation, biological process: neurogenesis. The record is from RefSeq and is a predicted model, not a curated record. Bases 200 to 1486 code for a protein of 428 amino acids. Lineage: Eukaryota; Metazoa; Arthropoda; Arachnida; Scorpiones; Buthidae. The transcript has 3 exons.